GGGUGGGUUUGUUUUGCUGCCUAAUGCCGCGUUAGUUCGCCACGACGCGCGGCACCCGUUCGCCUCGUCAGACGAACUGCGCUGCCCUUGCGGUUCGGCCGCCCCGCGCCGCUCUUAUUGGCAUAAAAAAAAAGCGCUCCAAGAUGCCCAUGGUGCUGCGAUCCAGGAGGUCCGUCCGCCCCGGCGAGGCGAGCGAGGUCGAGUCACUGGACGCGACGCCGGCGAGACGGAGACGGUCGACGCGCCCGCACGCCAGCACUACGUACGAGGAGUCCGACGAGUCCGACUCCGAGAGUGUCCGGGGCCCAGAGAUGGAGAGAGCGCAGAGUCCCCCGGACGAGCUGGAGGAGGAAGCUGCUGCCGCCGAGGAGGAGGCAGAUGUGACGGAUCUCAAACAUUGCAGUGUUUUGCUGAACCGUCUGCAGGCGGACGACAAGGCUGCAAGGAAAGAGCUUGACGAGAAAGAAGACAUGAACCGCAAGGGUGGGAAGCCCGUCUCUCGGAUUCCGACCUUCUUUAAACGACCUUCCGGUGCAAGCCAGAGCACGGAGCUGCCUGUUCCCAAAAAAGAUACCCCCGUCCAAGCAUCUGAGCCUCAAGACGAUGCUGGAUGUGGAAGUGUGGAGGCUUCAAAGGCCAAACCGCCCGAUGUCAGAGACAUGGCGCUCCCCGUGCCAUCAGUCCGAGUCCCCAAAAUCGGCCUUGAAGCCCCAUCUUUAUUCAGCAGUCCCGAAAAAGCUGCCACAACGGCUCAUAGCUCCCAAAUUGCUGCACCCAAGAGCUGGGGUUUGUCUGGAUCUGUUCAGAAUCCUCUCUUAACCGCAAGCCCCAGGCCUGCCAUCAGACCAGAACAAGGGUCAGAGCAGCAUUUGCCAGAGGAAGACGAGAGCAAAACCUCAGAAGUAGAAGCUGACACCGUACCAGAUGUCCCUGUACGUCACCUUUUACCUUUUGCCUCCCUCAGCCAAAAGCCACAGGAAGACACCGCAGAGAAGUCCGAUGUCGAGGUUGAAGAGAAGAUCACCCCCACUGCCUCUGAAGACUCCAACAAGUCCGAGUCUGCAGAGGGUUCUCACACAACCGAGGUCGGCCAAGUGGACGUCAUCAUGGACGAAGAAGCACCGUGGGAAAAGGAGCCAAUGAACAUACUUGAAUUAAAGGACAGUAGAUCUUCAUCCGAUGCAGAAAGCGAGGAGAGUUUGGCAGAUGAAAAGUCUGAGGUCCACGAUUUCGAAGAGGUGAAGGAACAUCAUGAAGCACACAUCGUCCAGUCGGAGUUUUCCGAAGUUGCAGAGGAAAGGCCCGAGAUGGACGAAUCCACCACUCCUGUAGCAGCAGGGACGCCUGCUGAUGUUGGAUCAACCAAGUCCACGAAGAGCUCAGGAUGCUCCGGUUUUGUCUUCCUCUGCAUCCUGCCCACCACCUUGCUGCUUCUCGGGGGGUUCGGUCAACAUGUCUGGCACUACGGGCUUCCCUCGUCCGUGGCCCAGCUCACGGCUCAGCUGGAGCUGCACUGGCUAGAAGGCUUUGGCUUAGUCCCAGAGCCUUGUAGCACUGAUUGUCGAGUGCAUCUGGUGGAGAGCAUCCCUGUGGGUCUCUACCCAUCUUCUCCCUCGUCCAGACGAAGCAUCGCCGACAGCUGGCUGCAUCUGCUGGACAGGGCCAACAGCUCCGUCCACAUUGCUGCUUUCUACUUCACGCUACGAGGCGGCGAUUUGGAGAACUCUGACGCUCAGGGACGAAAGGUCUUUGAGCACCUGAAACAACUUGAAUCUAAAGGUGUGAAACUCCAGAUUGCUGUCAACAGCCCCCAGAAAUCAACCCAAGACACAUCAGAGCUGGCUGCAACAGGUGCAGAAGUCCGAGAAGUGGACCUCCAAGCUGUGACUGGAGGCAUCGUCCACACCAAGCUGUGGGUUGUGGAUCAGAAGCACUUCUACCUGGGCAGUGCCAACAUGGACUGGCGCUCACUUAGUCAGGUGAAGGAGGUGGGUCUGUCGGUGGAGGACUGCAGCUGCCUGGCCCAGGAUGCCUCUCGGAUCUUCGGGGUGUACUGGAGCGUCGGUGGUGCGCACAAUGGAUCCCUGCCCCCCUACUGGCCCGCUCGCCUCUCUGCCCUGUCCAGCUCCCAGAAUCCUCUGCGCCUGAAGUUCAAUGGAGUACCUGCUCAAGUCUACCUGUCUAGUGCCCCUCCACAAAUCUCAGCCCGCGGCCGCACUGACGAUCUCUCCACCAUCUUGUCCGUCAUCGGCGACGCCCAGAAGUUUGUCUACAUCUCCGUCAUGGACUACCUUCCUCUGUCACAGUUCACAGAGCCGCUCAGGUUCUGGCCCGCCAUCGACACGACCCUGCGCGCUGCCGCCUGCACCAGAGGGGUGCAGGUCCGACUCCUGGUCAGCUGCUGGGAGCACUCGCCUGCCGCCAUGUUCACCUUCCUGCAGUCGCUGCUGGUGCUCAACAGGCCUCCGCUGAAGUGUGACAUCGACAUAAAAAUCUUUACGGUGCCCUCAACCGCGGAGCAGAGGAAGAUCCCGUUUGCCCGAGUCAAUCACGCCAAGUACAUGGUCACAGACAGGGUGGUCUAUAUAGGGACGUCCAACUGGUCAGAGAACUACUUCAGUCAAACUGCCGGUGUGGGCCUGGUUGUGAACCAGACGGGCUCAGACGUGGGGGAAGGCCAGCAGACUCUGCAGAGCCAGGCAGAGGAGCUCUUCCUCCGAGACUGGACGUCCCAGUACACCAGUGCCCUCUCUGUCGACAGCCUGGACGUAUGCCCCCGUGGCCGACACUGAUCCAUGAGGCACACUGCGUUGUGGCUGAGCAAUCCGCUUGCUCCUGGCGCUUUUUUUUUUUUUUUUUUACUGGCGCAGAAAGUAACUUGCUAAACUGUGUGAAGGAACACAGUCCUUUGUAUUGCUGUUCCCUGCCUGCCUGCCUUCUUCUGUAUAUAACUGCGAUUUUUAUAUUUAGUUUCAGAACGUGUUAUUUUUUUAAACUCUUAAUGAUUUGCUUAUUUUCUUACAUGGGCUGAGGCAUAAGGAUACUGGCUUUGUACAAUUUGUGUUAUGCCUGGAGCAUUUUGUAUAGUUUCCUCAAAGAGGGUCGGUUCCCAGCUUUAACAAUCUCACGCAGGAAAUUAAAGAUUUCCAAAGAGGUGCAAACACCACGGCCAUGUUUACGCUGCUGAAGCUGUUAGCUGUUAAUAUCGGUCCAUCCGUACACAAUUCUUGUAAAUACUGGCAAUUUUAAGUGAUGGCUGUGCUCAAGGAAGAAAUCUCAAUUGAACGUUUGCCACUGUGGACAGAAAAUAAUAAUGUUUGCUUUGAUUUGUGAUUGAAGUGUUUUGUUCUGAGUUUGAACCAGUUCCCCUGUGUGGAAUCUAUUUUACUGUAUCGAUAGUUGCUGUUUCUGCAUCUUGGAGCGCUUCAUUACCAGGGUGAAGACAAACGCAGGGACCUCCUGGCUCCGGAGGGAACAUCUCACUGAAUGUUUCAGCACCAAUAAAACCUGCUCCUCGGCUUCUUCAUGCACUA
Messenger RNA from Scophthalmus maximus (turbot), 3533 nucleotides. RefSeq names its product phospholipase D family, member 7 (gene pld7). The transcript is spliced from 12 exons. The record is from RefSeq and is a predicted model, not a curated record. NCBI's taxonomy places the organism in Eukaryota, Metazoa, Chordata, Actinopteri, Pleuronectiformes, Scophthalmidae. Gene Ontology annotation, molecular function: catalytic activity. The coding region runs from base 144 to 2792 and encodes 882 amino acids.